UUGUGACAUUCACUGGUGAUACUGAAGAGCCAGGGAUGGAUACAUUAAAUCCCGCUUCUACAGAGAAUCCAGUACUUCUGUACACUUUGGAAGGGAACGUACAAGGCCUCCAGUCGAUAUUCGAAGAUACAGCUGAUGUGCAUCAUGAGCAAGGCAGCAAACUGCUCUUGGAGGAAGAUCUGCUAGGGAGAAACCCGCUUUUUUUAGCCUGUAUUCUUGGUCAUACUGACAUUGUAAGAGCGUUAGUUAAGUAUGGAGCAAAUAUUAAUCAUCAGACGACUCGAGGUUAUCUUCCAUUGCAUUGUGCUGCAGCAUGGGGUCAUCUAGAAGUAUUAAAGACUCUUGUUGAAUUGGGAGGUGAUAUUUUGCUAUUAAAUUUCAGAGGUGAAAAGGCAUGUGAUAUUGCUGCUAGAUAUGACAAGACAGACUGUGUCCAUUUUCUCCAGUGGGCUGAAGCCAGACUUGCACUGAAGACUUACAUACGUUUUAUUCAGCAAACCAUCUCAGACCCUGAAAAGGUUAAAGGGCGACUCCAUAAAGAAGAUAAGCGCUUAGCUGCGAAUGCUUGUAAAGCCAAAAAUGAGUGGCUGGAGAAUGACAACAAUCCAACAACACAAGACUUUGUGGACCAGAAGCAGCAACUGGAAAGCACCAUGCAGUCUGUCUUCACAAAACUUAAUACACCACGUCCGGAGUCCGGAAAAUCCAAACGCUGA
This is a messenger RNA of Nanorana parkeri, 716 nucleotides long. RefSeq names its product ankyrin repeat domain 45 (gene ANKRD45). The record is from RefSeq and is a predicted model, not a curated record. Gene Ontology annotation, molecular function: protein binding. The transcript is spliced from 5 exons. Lineage: Eukaryota; Metazoa; Chordata; Amphibia; Anura; Dicroglossidae. The coding region runs from base 36 to 716 and encodes 226 amino acids.